AUGGCGAAGCAGAAGUCAAGUGUCAUGACCUCGGCUGUGCCUCCUUUCCUUCCUUCCUCCCUCUCCAUUCUCACCAAGGCUCGAGACUUCAAACCAGAGGGCCAUACUCAUGAUAGUGGAAAAAUCACUCCAGGCUACGCAUUGUUUAUCGGUGUAGCUGGUGUUCUCAUCCUCCUCUUGUCCACGGUCCUUCUCACCGUUGAUAAACGCGUGGAUGAAAUUGUCUACCGUGAGAAGAUUACCCAAUGA
Molecule: messenger RNA, 249 nt
Organism: Hydatigera taeniaeformis
Lineage: Eukaryota; Metazoa; Platyhelminthes; Cestoda; Cyclophyllidea; Taeniidae
Source: the annotation of a GenBank genome assembly